This is a messenger RNA of Rhincodon typus (whale shark), 2020 nucleotides long. RefSeq names its product glucuronokinase with putative uridyl pyrophosphorylase. The record is from RefSeq and is a predicted model, not a curated record. Gene Ontology annotation, biological process: biosynthetic process. Gene Ontology annotation, molecular function: glucuronokinase activity; ATP binding. Lineage: Eukaryota; Metazoa; Chordata; Chondrichthyes; Orectolobiformes; Rhincodontidae. The coding region runs from base 469 to 1893 and encodes 474 amino acids. The transcript is spliced from 20 exons.
UGUUGAGAAUAGAAGCAACGCAGCAACAGUCAAUAACACUGAAUAGAAAUGCUGCAAAUAACGACAGAAAAUGUUGGAAAUCCCGAGCAGGCUGCAUGUGUAGAGAGAUGCAGAAAUGAUGUUUCAAUUCAGCUGUCCUUGCUUAUUUAGUGGUGAACAGUUUAUAAGCAAAUAUAGUAAGCUGGGACAAAGAGGGUAAGAAAUGAAUAGUGAUGUGGAACAUGGGACGAACAAUCCUUUUGGCUGUGGAGAGAUGGUUACAUCCAUGAGCUGCAUCUGAACCCUUCCACAACUUCAGACUCCAGUGAAAGAGUGUAAAGGUACAAGUACUAUGAGCGAUGGGCAACUGCCAAUGAUUUUCCAGUGGAAAACAUUAUUAAUGAUGGAUCGACAACCAGUCAAACACAAUUGGGUGCAGUGGCUGACUUGGAGCUAGUGAUCAGGAGCAAGAGGUUCACUGAUGAUGUCAUGGUGGUUGCUGGGGAUAUGCUAUGUGAAGAUCUGAACUUUGAUAUAGCUGAAGUUCUCAAAUUCUUUACGUUUAAGAAGGGAGAAUUGGUAAUUUACUAUGAAAUGGAAGAAGGAGAGAAAACAGAAUCUCGGGGAAUAGUUGAGGUGUGCCCCUCGACACACAGAAUCACCAAGUUUUAUGAGAAGCCCUCUGCAGAUGUUACAGAAUCGAGGCUGGCAAGUGUUGUCUUUUAUUGUUUCCAAAGCAAGACACUGCCAACUCUUGGAGAGUAUUUGAAGUAUCAUCCACUGGUGGAGGAUCGAAGGCUUGGGAAGUAUAUGGAAUGGCUCAUCAACAAGACUGGAAUCACAGUGUUUGGAAUGAAGCUGCCUACUGGAUUCCAGCUAAUUGGGCAAGUGGAUCUCUCUGAAUACAAGAAGUGGCUGGCAUGCUACUCUUCAAAGCAACAUGGUUUUGCUGCCAAAUCAAUCACCUGUCGUUCCUACGCAAGGAUUGGAAUUAUGGGAAAUCCAUCAGAUGGCUUCUACGGGAAAACCAUUGCCAUGACGAUAUCUAAUUUCUGGGCUGAUGCAAUGAUAUGCGAAAGCAAAAAAGUCGUGCUAAUACCGCAUCCUCUCAAUGAUCCAACAGAGUUUGGCAGCUUGCAAGAUUUGCACAGGAUCAGUAGGAAGGAAGGGUAUCUGGGUGGUCUGAGACUGCUUCAAGCAACUUGUAAGAAAUUCUACCAAUACUGCUCUGAACAAGGAAUCGCUUUGGCCAAACGGAACUUUACUCUGAAAUACGACACUAAUGUACCACGGCAGGUGGGCCUUGCUGGAAGCAGUGCUAUUGUGUCAGCUACACUUAAAUGCUUGAUGAAGUUUUAUGAUUUAAUUGAUGAUGAUUUGCCAAAGCCACUCAGGGCAAACUUCAUUCUGAAUGUAGAGACCGAAGAGUUAAUUAUUACAGCAGGACUUCAGGAUCGGGUGGUCCAGGUUUACGAGGGACUGGUUUACAUGGAUUUCAACAAGGAGUUGAUGGAGAAACAAGAUUAUGGAAGAUAUGUUACCAUGGAUAUAAGCUGUGCGCCACAUUUCUGGCUUGCUUAUAUGGGAGAUCCAAGUGAUUCUGGGAAGAUCCACAGUAAUGUGCGACAGAGAUGGCUCAAUGGUGACUGUGAUGUUAUGGCAGCAAUGAAAACCUUUGCAGAACUCACUGAUCUAGCGAAGACAGCCAUGGAGUCUCGGAAUUGGAAUGAACUUUCUGAGCUGAUGAACAAAAAUUUCGAACUACGCAGGUCCAUAUACACAGAUGCUUGUUUGGGCCAAGGAAAUUUGAGGAUGGUGGAACUUGGCAGACAGUUUGGCUCUGCAGUAAAGCUUCCUGGCAGUGGAGGAGCAGUGAUUGGUCUCUGCCUAGAUCCUGACAACUUGGUAGGUUGAAAUAAUUCUUUCUGCAUUAAAGUAGAUCAGUUGCAGGAGUUAUGAGUUAAAAACAAAAUCAACCAAAGUUCUUACAGAGAUAGUAGGAACUGCCGAUGCUGGAGAAUCUGAGAUAACAAGAUGUAGA